GCCUCCAGCCUCGAGCCUUUUUCACUUGAUAAAAAUUAAAUUCAGAUCAUCCAAAGACAUCAGCUUUUUUUUUCCCUCGACAGAAUGUCCUACGCUUACCUUUUCAAGUACAUCAUCAUCGGGGACACUGGAGUGGGGAAAUCAUGCCUUCUUCUUCAGUUCACCGACAAGCGGUUUCAGCCAGUGCAUGAUCUUACCAUUGGCGUUGAAUUUGGGGCCAGGAUGAUCACCAUCGACAACAAACCCAUUAAGCUCCAAAUCUGGGACACCGCAGGUCAAGAAUCCUUCAGAUCCAUUACCAGGUCCUACUAUAGAGGGGCUGCUGGUGCUUUGCUUGUCUACGAUAUUACCAGGAGGGAAACUUUUAAUCACUUGGCUAGCUGGUUGGAGGAUGCCAGGCAGCAUGCUAAUGCUAACAUGACCAUUAUGCUCAUUGGCAAUAAAUGUGACCUUGCUCAUAGAAGGGCUGUAACCACUGAGGAAGGCGAGCAAUUUGCCAAGGACCAUGGUUUGAUCUUCAUGGAGGCCUCUGCUAAAACUGCUCAGAAUGUCGAGGAGGCAUUUAUAAAAACUGCUGCAACCAUAUACAAAAAGAUUCAGGAUGGAGUUUUUGAUGUCUCAAAUGAGUCUUAUGGCAUAAAAGUUGGAUAUGGUGGAAUUCCGGGGCCAUCAGGAGGCCUAGAUGGUACUUCUUCUCAAGGUGGAGGCUGCUGCAAUUGAAAUUCGAGUUCUCAUUGUAGAAAAUGAAAUACAGCCUGUUUGUUUAACUUCAUUCUUAAUAGUUUUAGUUCCUUGUUUAAUUUUUAUAAUCCGUUUAUGCUGAAUAUUGUGACUGAUUUCUUAUACAUGUCCAUUCGGAGAGAAAUUUGUAUAAUCCUGCUAGAUGUGUUCUCCAUGUGGUUGUAAAUUUGAUAGCUAUUGUAGUUUCAUUGGUGGAUAACUAUGGUGAAGAGAAAUUGUAAACAUAUGGGGAGUUGAUUCUUCUUUUAAUGUUGUAUUAAUAUUUGAAUAUUAGUUGCAUAAAAGCUUGCCUUUGUCAGGCCUGUUUCAAAGAGUAAGUUGAUA
Durio zibethinus is the source of this 1065-nucleotide messenger RNA. Its product is annotated as ras-related protein RABB1c-like. Gene Ontology annotation, molecular function: GTP binding; GTPase activity. The record is from RefSeq and is a predicted model, not a curated record. Lineage: Eukaryota; Viridiplantae; Streptophyta; Magnoliopsida; Malvales; Malvaceae.